AUGCCAGAAGAAAAAAUGGAGAUUCGCCUAGACGCGGAUCCAAACGAUGAGCUUUAUCAAGCCUUUCAAGGUGUAAAUUCAAUUCUUGUUGUAGUGGGAGAAAUUAUGGAAGAAUAUCCAUAUCAAAAGUCUACCGCGAUUCAGCAGCUGAAACAAGGAGAUCGACAAGUACCUAUUGAAAUUCAUAAGCGAAGUAAAGAUUCAUCCCAUAAUCAGACACUUUUUGAACAAAUUAUUUCCAGGAUUUCAGAGGGGGAACAGGAUAAGACGUCAGGAAAUUUCGUCCAAGAAUGGCAAAAUGUUUAUAAAAAUUUUAAACAAGAUUUUGAAGAAGCGGAUAUCGCUUCAGGAAUAGCUUAUGUCUUAGCUAUAAAAGAUGAUGAAGAAUUGCAAUUAUCUGAAGAUGUAGAAAACAUGUUAUAUACUAAAGACGAAAAGUGGCUUACAAGCCAUAAGAGUCUUCAAGAUGUGCGAAUUAUCUUAUUCAAGGAUUUUGUCGGUUUUUACGUUUAUGUUGCAUAUUCUAACUUUAGCAUCUUGCACGAGUCUGCUUAUAAUUUGAAUCAAAAGAAUACCAAAGAACUCAAGGCCGGCAUGGUAUUAAAUUUGUUUAUUGGAUUUAUAGAUCUUGAAAAUCCAAAAGCCACAGACGAGAAGAAUCAGAGGCGCAAGAAACAUCAAGAAGAAUUGGCAGCUCGGAAACAAGCUGAUGGGCUCGCCAGGUUCAGUGAAAAAUCUAAUGAAAAGGCCAGUCAGCAUAAAGCUGUUUUUAGAUCAUUUGAAAGUUAUAAAAGAGACACUGCACUUCCAAAAGAAGUCAAGGAUUUGAAGAGCGAAUCAAUUAUUUUACCGGUUUUCGGAUUUGCAGUCCCUUUUCAUAUAUCUACAUUGAAAAAUGUGAACAAGUCGGAAGAAGGAGAAUAUGUUUAUCUACGUUUAAAUUUUUUGACUCCGGGUCAAGCUACAGGAAAAAAGGAAGAUAAUCCUUUCGAUGACCCAAGUGCAACUUUUGUUAGGGCUUUCACAUAUCGUAGUACAGAUCAAUUAUUAUCUGAAAUUUAUAAAAAAAUUAUUGAUCUCAAAAAAGCUGCUGCUAAAAGGAAGGAGAUGGCAGAUUUGAUAGCUCAAGAUAAGCUGAUUGAAAUAAAAGUCACUAAUUUUUUUAAAAAAUCUGAACAGGAUAUACAAUUUUACCGUGAAGCAUCAGAUGUACAGUUUGAUGAAACAGGUAAUCGAAAGAGGAAAUAUCGCUACGGUGAUGAAGAUGAGCUUGGGGCUGAACAGGAAGAACGACGCAGAAGAGCACUUCUGAACAAAGAAUUCAAACAAUUUGCCGAAAAGGUUUCCGAAGCGAGCGAAGGACGAGUUGAUGUUGAUAUUCCAUUCCGUGAAAUUGGUUUUCAGGGUGUUCCUUUCAGAACAAAUGUCUUGUUACAACCCACAACAGAGUGUCUUGUUCAUCUUACGGAUCCACCAUUUUUGGUCGUCCCACUAGCCGACAUCGAAAUCGCACAUCUGGAACGCGUUCAGAAUGAAGAUUCUGCUGCAUCUUCGGAUUCUGCAAGUGAAUACAUGCAAAGUGAAGAAUCUUACGAAGAAAGUUCUAGUGACGGUAGUAGUUUUGAUGAAGAAGCAUCCGAUGUUAAUGGUUCAGAAUCUGAGGAAGAAAGUGACGAAUCAGCCCCAGAUUGGGAUGAACAUGAAGAAAAGGCCCGCAGAG
Molecule: messenger RNA, 1720 nt
Organism: Racocetra fulgida
Lineage: Eukaryota; Fungi; Glomeromycota; Glomeromycetes; Diversisporales; Gigasporaceae
Source: the annotation of a GenBank genome assembly